AUGUCUCAGCCAAUUUCGAAGAUGAUUGAUCCCGAGGAAGGCCUCGAGCUGUCCCAGCAGCCAAAUGCCUCCAUGAAUCCUGAGACCCCAAAGAGCGCUAAGGUCAGUGCGAAGAAAAGCAAAGGAAAGAAGGAAAAGGGAAAGCCAGUGCCCCGGCAGGACAGCCCUCAAGCCAUUGACCCCCGCAACUUUACCACUUCUCGACUGGGCCAGGAUGAAUGGUCGUGGACAGAUCUUCCCGACAUACUUUACCAAUUCGAGCCCGAAGACAAGCGAGAUCGUAAAUCGGACCCGCCCCGCAUGAGCUACCCUAUUCAUGGCGAAUAUUUGCGCGAUCUCCCGACACUUCCCGACAACAUUGCUUCGACGGUCGAGGAGUUCCGAGUGGAAGCUUGGAUGCGGCUUGAUAGACGCAUUCGUCUCAGAGAUAUUACUGACCGAAUGCACCCGGUUUUCAGAAUCCAAGACAACGCGCUGCAGCAACGCAGUGUCCGCUUCCGCCAGCAGUUCUCGCUGAUUGCAUGGGACUCCGGUAACAAGCGUAGUCAGCAGCUCAAGCAUGACAUACUUCAAAAGAUGCAGAAUAUCGGGAUUUCCCCCGCUUUAAAUACGACUCGCGGUAUAACUCCCGGCUUGAUCAACCCAGCCCUCGGAGAAGAUGGUGGAAGAAUCCCGCUACCCAAUCAAUACAACAAGGUGAAGCGAGUAGCUCGAGGUAGAAAGCCCUCAAAGACGCCCGUGCAGGAAGAGACUGCCACGGAACACGCCCACCUCAAUAACAUCGUCCAGGAAAAGCAGUCGGUUGGCCUUUCAUAUACCAUUCAGGAAUCGGCGAGCAUUGGAAAGGUAGACCCGUCGAAGGAGACCGCUCAAGAAGGGCCGUCCCUAGUGGUACCCCUUGCCGCGGAGUCCGUUUCGAUCGAUUUCACAGUAGAUAACCUCACAGUCGAAACUGUCACAGAGCUUUUCAACUACGUUCCAUCCUAUAUUCCAUUUGACGAAAGCAACGACAGCUCAGAGGGAUCUCUGCCUGUCAUCACAGGAUGGAUUCCGGAUAACGAACUGCCGGAGACCGUUUGCAUGGCAGAAAUCGACUUGACAGUGAGCAUCAAAGAUUCCAUACCACGACGCAAUACUAAAAAGGCCUUGAAACCCAUCGCGCCAGGAAAAGUCCAGCGUAGACGCCCUUCCCCAUUGAAACUGGCUAGGGGAGGGUUUUGCGGCAACACUUGCCACUUCGGGAAGUAUCCUACACCCAUCUAUACCAACCUCACGCUUGUGUCUGGCCCAACUGGCGCUGGUAUUUGGCACGAAGAACUGCUUCCUCCUUCCCAUGGACUGUAUCCUGAUGUACUGACCCCGUACUCCGCCUCCGAUCUGCCAUUUGAUGUUCGCCACCGAGUCUUUGACAAUCUGUUCGAACAAUGCCUCUCCAGGGACAGAUACCUCUUCGAUAUCCCAGACAUGGCCCCCGAGGACAUAGAGAUGAUGGACAUCGGCGAUAUCAAUGACAUUAAUAUUGACGAUUAUGACGACUAUUUUCAAAAAUAG
Molecule: messenger RNA, 1551 nt
Organism: Aspergillus bombycis
Lineage: Eukaryota; Fungi; Ascomycota; Eurotiomycetes; Eurotiales; Aspergillaceae
Exons: 3
Coding region: 1-1551 (516 amino acids)
Source: RefSeq, a predicted model, not a curated record